AUGGUCGUUCCUGAACGACAGCCGCGGGAUCCGCCGACGCCGUACCGGGAUGACGACGACGACGUGCCCCUGAUGUCGGUCUCGCUGUCGACGCCACAGCAGAGUGGCCAGAGCGCGCAGCAGCCCUGGAGCGUAGGCGUAGCCGUGCCCGACGAGAAGACGACGAAUCGGCCGAGGCGACGCUGCUGCAGUGCGCGCAACUGUCUGCUGCUCUUCGUUGGGGUGCUGUUCGGCUUCAUCUUUGCAAAGGCAACAACGGAAUCCAAGGCUCGACUGCCCAAGGCGCUCGUGCAGCAUCUGCCGUCGCUCUCGACGCUCAAGGAGCAUCUGCGCAUCCCGCACUUCCCGUCGUCCUCACCGAAUGCGGACAGGGUGGUCGUGACGAUGCGGACGGGCUCAUCGGUGCUCAACAGCCGCCUGCCGCCGCACCUCGACGCCUUUUCCAGCCGGCGGCCGCCCAGAACGGUGCCGCCGCAGCUCGUCAUCUACUCGGACUGGGAGGUGCAGCUCGACGAUGGGUGGCACGUCCGCAACGCCCUCGCCAAUGUCAGCGACACGAUCAGGAGGCAAGAGGAUUUCCAGGCGUACGCCGAGUUGAGGCGCGUCAUUGAGGAGAACGGAAGGGUCGAAGAGUUCCGGGACGGCCACAAGCUGGACAAGUACAAGUUCAUGCCACUGUGGAACGACGCCUUCCGUAGCUUUCCGGAUGCCGACUGGUACAUCGGCACGGAGGACGACAGUUUCAUCUUCUACAAGCCGCUGCUCAAGCUCCUCUCGACGCUCGACCCGACCGCCCAGCACUUCCUGGGCUGUACAAACUACCUGGUCCCGUCCAACGAGCUCUUCGCCAACGGCGGGUGCUCGUACGUCUUUUCGCGCGCCCUCCUCGCGGCGACGUUCGGCUCCUCCCCCGCGUUUGUCGAUAGCGCCGACGGGCGCAUCGAGAACAGCUGCUGCGGCGAUGGCGAGCUGGGCGUGUCGAUCUUCCACCACGCUUCCGUCUCGCUCAAGUCGCUCAGCAAGGAGAGCAGGCAGAGGUUUACGGGAGCCGCGCCGUGGAAGCACUGGUACGACGAGGCGAACUGGUGCGAGCCCAUCGUCAGUCUGCAUCAUCUCGAUGCUUGGAGUACCCGGAAACUGUACCGGUUUGCGCCGGAAAACGACACAGUCCGAUUCGUCGACAUCCACGACAUCUUCCAACCUUCCUUCCUCUCGACAAACAAGAGCAGCACGGGGUCGAAGACGGCGCGCAGGACGUCGUGGGUGGCGCUCGACGGUGAAAUCUCACCGCGCGUCCUCUUCCCCCUCUCGAACCUCACCACCACCACCACCACCAGCGGCGGCGGGGGUGGGAGCGGGGCGGCGCGAACUCCGUCGCGAUGGACAUCCGACCUCUGCUCCGGAGCGUGUCAAGACGACACGUCGUGCUUCGUAUGGACCCUCUUUCCGCCUGGCUCCGCCUCGGCAUCCAACAAGUCGACGGGAGACUGCUACCUCCUCCGCAACGCCACCGCCUUCGGGUACAGGACCGACGAGAGGGGACAGCAAAAGGGCCAUUCGUACGAACCCGUCGAGAGCGGUUGGAUGCUCGCGCGCUUCCAGGAGUGGAGAGCGAAGUUCUGGUGCAGCGCUGGCAGGUACACGCCCAUCGGCCAGGAGGAGCUCUAUGUCUGA
Messenger RNA from Pseudozyma flocculosa PF-1, 1674 nucleotides. RefSeq lists its product as uncharacterized. Lineage: Eukaryota; Fungi; Basidiomycota; Ustilaginomycetes; Ustilaginales; Ustilaginaceae. Bases 1 to 1674 code for a protein of 557 amino acids. The record is from RefSeq and is a predicted model, not a curated record. The transcript is spliced from 9 exons.